AUGAUCUCCCAGCAACGGUUAUUUAGCAGCAGCAGCGCCGUCGCCUCAAAGUACUACAAAGUGACAUUGACACGAUCGACCAUUGGUCUUUCAAAAGACUAUCGUGCAGCAGCAAAGACGCUUGGUUUGCAUCGAUUGCAUCAGACGAAAUACCAUACUGUCAACCCCAGCUCGGCCGGUCUCAUUCUCAAGCUCAAGGAGAUUGUCAAGGUUGAAAACGUCGAUGCUAUUCCAGAAAAGGUGUCCAGCAAGGCUGAACGAGGAUACAAGGUCGUUGGCAGCAUGUUGUAA
Lichtheimia ornata is the source of this 291-nucleotide messenger RNA. RefSeq names its product ribosomal protein L30. Gene Ontology annotation, molecular function: structural constituent of ribosome. The record is from RefSeq and is a predicted model, not a curated record. Gene Ontology annotation, biological process: translation. Gene Ontology annotation, cellular component: large ribosomal subunit; mitochondrion. Bases 1 to 291 code for a protein of 96 amino acids. The transcript has a single exon. NCBI's taxonomy places the organism in Eukaryota, Fungi, Mucoromycota, Mucoromycetes, Mucorales, Lichtheimiaceae.